Molecule: messenger RNA, 3010 nt
Organism: Pecten maximus
Lineage: Eukaryota; Metazoa; Mollusca; Bivalvia; Pectinida; Pectinidae
Product: GTPase HRas
Exons: 8
Coding region: 139-696 (185 amino acids)
Biological process (GO): Ras protein signal transduction
Cellular component (GO): plasma membrane
Molecular function (GO): GTP binding; GTPase activity; GDP binding
Source: RefSeq, a predicted model, not a curated record
UAAGUAGUGUCGCUGCGAUCGCUGCCGAGAAGGUCGAAGUUACGACAUCGGGAUUGAGUGUUGAGAAUACAUUCGCUCCCGGUUUACAGGGAUAUUUUACUUCUGUGAAUAUAGGAAACAUAUCAAACUGGCUCAUCGAUGACAGAAUACAAAUUGGUAGUCGUUGGAGCGGGUGGUGUGGGGAAAAGUGCUCUAACCAUCCAGCUCAUACAGAACCACUUCGUAGAAGAAUAUGAUCCCACCAUAGAGGAUUCUUACAGAAAACAAGUCGUAAUUGACGACGAAACAUGUCUACUAGACAUUCUGGAUACUGCUGGUCAAGAGGAAUACAGUGCCAUGAGGGACCAGUACAUGAGGACGGGCGAGGGCUUCCUCUGUGUAUUUGCUGUAAACAACCUCAAAUCUUUUGAAGACAUCAACACCUACAAAGAGCAGAUUAAACGGGUAAAAGAUGCUGAGGAAGUCCCCAUGGUUUUGGUGGGAAACAAAAUGGACUUACAGGAGCAACACAUGGUAGAGGAUAAGGAUGCCAAGGCUUUGGCCAACAGUUACAAUAUCCCUUACGUACGCACCUCGGCUAAAACAAGACAGGGUGUCGACGACGCUUUCUACUCCCUAGUACGCGAAAUAAGGCUAUAUAAAGAUAAAAAAGGCAAACAUCCACGAAAGAAGAAGAGAUUUUGUGCGCUCAUUUAAUAUGACACAAAUUUUAUAUUGACUCUUCCUGAUAUAUAUUUAUAUAUAUCUGUACAACACCAGUUAUUUGCCCCUCUUCCUCACUAUGACCACUAGGUGGUGCAGUUUUUUUUUCAGCAACAACGUAACAGGAAACAAUGAAAUCGACUGAUAGUUGUUUUUUUUUUAUCUGAAAUAUUCGUUUUCCUUUACAAAUAUAUAUUAACAGGUAGAAACUACCAAGAAUGAAGUAUAUCUUAUGUAGAUCUAGGAACAGGAGUUGGUUUUAUAUAUAAUUAAUCAUUGAUUUGAUGCUUCAGUAGACUGACCACAGUUUAAAGCUUCAGCUUAUCUCACUUGUUUAUGAUUUUGUUUUAAAUUGUGAGCAUGGUCUUCCACAAAUUUUCUAAAAAGUACAAACAAAUCCAUGGACACGUGUUUGAUUAGAAAGAAUUGACACAGUAUCAACAAGUCAGGAUUUUCGAAAGUAUUACUGAAUGUUUCUUCUAGUUUUUGUAUGUAAUUAGGAAAAUAUUUUUAUAUAAGGUUUGAAUCCAGUCGAAGUGAAAAGAGAGUUAAAGGCAUUACAGAGAAUCUGCUGCAUCUUUCCUUAACAAUUUCAAAAGACAAGAAUGAGUGAAAUAGACAUUGUCUACACAGCCCAUUUAACCUUAGCCUACUAGUCAGAAUCAUUCAAGCAAAUUCUCCUGUUAAUUUUUUCCAUCAAAAUAUCUGUCAUUUUUAAGUAAUUUACAUUUUUUUUUUUUUUUAAUUUUUCAUUAAAAUAUUUGCAUAUUUUAUUCCAAAACUAAAAUAAUUUGUAAUGGAUUCAAGUGAUUUGUAAUCUAAUUAUAAAAUAUAUUCAAAUUUGUUUGUAUUGAACUAAGAAUGUCAAUUGAAAAUAAACAGGAAGUCCACAAGAUUUACAUUUUAUUAACGGAAAUAGGCUUGAACAGAAGCAUUGUCUAUUGAACUGGGUCAACUUGUUACAGCAUGCCGUGCUAGUCGUUGUAGCAGGUAUAUGUUGAUGAUGAUACUACAAAGUGGGUAUACAGUUUCCUUAAACAUUUAUAAGCUUCUUGUGUUGUAGUUCCCAGUGUAAAUUGUAGCAGCUUGCCAAGAUUUUUUUUUCUUUUUACAAAGCACUGUUAAAAAGUCACAACCAUUUCUAAUUGUACAUAUUACAUGUAAAGAUGUACCUAGCAGUUACUAUUGUGUGCUUUUUUACAAUGGAUUAUGAUCUAGGAUAGGAAGAGAUGUAUUAUAGGGGGAUUGCCCCUAAUAGUACCACCCUCUGUGUCAGAACCACGGGAACAUAACACUAUAGUAUUGUAUGGUUAGUGUGUAUACCCACACAGAUGUAUCCAAUCUUGUCAAAAUAAUGGUUGACUGCUCCGCAUCUCCAUCUUACAUUCCUCCUCGAUUACCACCUUCUUGAUAGCUUUUUAUACACGGUGUCCUCGUCAUCAGAGCUUUUUUACUGUAUUUGAUAGGUAGCGGUCUAUGUGUAUCGUGAACUUGCUGUGUGUUCAACUUAAUUUGUAUCUGUUAAAAACAUUUGAUCUGUAAGGCUGUGGACCUUGUUUUUUCUACCAUUAUCUAAUACCAACUAGAAUUUCUAUAACAUAGAUGUUGUCGUAUACGAUAUGUGAUCCCGAUAUUGUACCACAUCUGUAAUGCUAGGGAUGUUGUCGGACAUCUAUCACUAAUGAUGUACAAACUUAUCAUACAGCUGAAUAAACACAGAUUUCUCAUGUAAAAAGUACUGACACUGUUUUGUACGUUUGAUACAAGGUAUUUUGCAUUUAAACAAAGUUCUGACAUCACCUUGUGCAUUUUAUACAAUGUACAUGCAGACUUACGAUGUUACAGACCAGAUACGUACAGACUUACGAUGUUACAGACCAGAUACACGUAGACUUACGAUGUUACAGAGACCAUCACUAACGUAUGAUCAUACACUGAUCAGUAUGGUAUUGAAUCUAUCCAACAAUAUAUAACAGGCAUAUUUUACUGUUGAUAGGUCAACAUCUCACAGGAUAUUAAAAUUUGUGUUAAGUUCAUACAAAUCCAGGGUGAAAUUGUUUAAAUGUUAUUAUUUUAGAAAAUUGUAUCGACCAUAGUCAAUAAUUAUUGAUAUAAGACUACAUUUACUUGGCAUGUUACAGUAGAACUAAUAUCUUAUACUGCUCUCAGUUGGUUUGUGUAUUAUACAAUUUAUAUAUCUCUUAGUGUGAAUUCUCCAAGAAUUAAAUGUGUGUCAUUUAAAAUGCUUUCAAUUUCAUGCUUUAAAAGAUAUUAUUUAUAAAGGGAUACAAUUUAUAAUUAAAAAUUA